AUGGAAAAAGAGAAAGAGAACCUGCAAAAUGAAGUGGCCAGCUUUGAGGAGCGCAUAGAAGCAAUGAAGUCUCAUUUGAAAUAUGUGAGACAAGAGUUAAGCUUAACUCAGUCUCUUUACAGAGCCAGAGAGAAUGAAAUUGAAACUGAACACCACUUUAAAGCCCUUGCUGAGAGAGAACAUGGACACCUCAAAAGAGAGAUUAAACGACUGGAAGAGGAGAUAGUUUCCUUAAGAGAAAAGAAAAGCAGUCAAGAAAAUACUAUAUAUAAAACCACUAGGAAGCUGGAAAACUUAAAAGAACAGAUGAACUGCGAUGAGGAAGUUCUGGAGAACUGGAUAAAGGAGUUAAAUCGUAAAGAUGAUGAUUUUAUCACAAUCCAAAAGUAUGCACAACAGGAUGAAGGGAAACUAGGAGCAUUAACCCUUCAAGUAGACAAGUUGACCAUGAAAGCGAAUGAGAAGCACAGAGCUCUUGAUAAUGAGUUUACAGAAACCAUAACAGCUCAGAUAGAGCUUGACAGGACAGCAGAAGAAUUUCGCAGAGUUCAUCAAGAAAGGCAAGAAGUCAUCAGGCAGUGGGAGAAUGCAAUACAACAGAUGCAAAAACGAGACCAACAGAUUGAUCAAUGUGCUUUGCUAAUUGCAGACGUAAAACAGGAGAUCAGAAAGAAAGAAAUUAUGCUGAAAGAGAAGAGUUCCUUUUUGGUAAAUGAAACUGUUAACAAUAUGGAAUAUGAGAAGAAAAUCUCUUCAGCUGAACGGGAAGCUGCCAGCCUCCGAAACGAGUACCAAAUUCAGGAUACUUACAGGGUUCGGCUGCAGGAUGAGCUGGAAGCUUUGAAAUACACUGUGAACAGAACUGCUUCUGAUCUAGAUGAUCUGAGAAUACAAGUAAGCAAUCUGGUGAAAGAAAUUCAGAAAAAACAAGCAAGAUUAAACUUUCUUAAUGAAACCAAUGCAAGUCUUUCCAAUAAGCUGAAGCUUGUGACUGAGGAGACACUCAGUUCAGAAGAGAAAGCUUCGAGGAUGGAAGACAUACUGAAGGAAGAAGAAGAAAGUGUCAGGGAAAAAGAAACUGAAGUAAAACAGUUAAAGGAACUACUUUUCCAGAAGACUCAGGAGUUCCAAGAGCAGAGCGUGAAGGAGAAGGGAGUUCUAGCAAAAAUCGAAGUAUAUCAAAUGGAACUUAAAAAUCUCAAGAAACGACUGCACAAACUUGAUGCAGAUGUGUUAAAACAACAAGAAUUUAUAUACAACCAGGAUUUUUAUCUUCAGCAAGUACAGGGACGGCUGUCACGGCUAGAAGGGGAGGUUAAUGAAGAAAGACAAGUUUUGGAAGCAAAAGUUGCUGAACUUAAGAAAACUGUAGAAGAAAAGAAAAAUGCAUAUGAUGUUUUACAUGCACAGCACAAAAAACUUCAGAAUGACGUCCAGGUGAUCAAGAGAACAAUUGAUAAGACAGCAGAAGAAACAAGUGGUGUGAUGAUGAAGAUAGAUGAACUAAAUGUUUUCAAUGAGAGAUCAGGUCAGGAGUUAAAGAAAGCUAAAGCUGUUAAGCAGGAUCUGAUGGUAGAAGAUAAUCUCUUAAAACUAGAACUGAAGCGCCUUCAAGAUACUCUGUGUAAUAAGGCAGAGAAAGUUCUAACACUGGAAAAAGAAAACUUGGCCUUAAAGAAAGCCAUAGCAGAAAGAAAUGAGGAAAUUAAGGUCCAUAAGGCAAUGCUGGAUUCCCAGAUAAGAUUCGUGGAUCAAGAACGGCAACACAUAAGUGCUGAAUUCCAUGAUCGCCUGAGUAAAAUUGACAAACUGAGACGCAGAUUUGAAAUUUUUACAUUAACCAUGAUGCCACCCGAAGGAGAGGAGGAGAAAACUCAUGCCUACUAUAUAAUUAAGGCUGCCCAGGAAAAAGAAUUACUUCAACAGGAAGGUGAUGAUUUGGAUGCAAAGAUCUGCCAAGCUGAAAAAGAAAUCAUAGCUCUGGAAAACACUUUACGUGUACUUAAUGAGUGCAACAGCAAUUACCGCAGCUCUGUCAAGGAAGUCACUGAGAUAAGUGAGGAAGAUGAAGAAAUAUUUCAACUAGAGAAGGAGAAAAAGGAUGUUGAGAAAAAAUACAGAAACAAACAAAGAGAGAUCAAGGACCUUCAGGAAAAUCUCCAGAGCAUGCAACAAAAUUUUGAUGUGGUACUGAAGAAGGAAGCAUUCGUCCAAGUGCAGAAGAAGGAAAAACAAGCUGUUAUUCUGCAGCUGAACAGAGACAUUGAAGAACAGAAGCCAAAACUAGAAAGGGCUAUGAAACAGUGUUCCAGACUAUCCAGAGAAAUUCAGUCUCUGAACAAAACUGAAACACAGGAAAAAAGAGACCUUGAUCUUCGUGAAUUGAAAAGCUUCAGCAGAACUGUUGACCAAGUGUUAGCUGAUGUUCUGGAAGCACAUCCUGAUUUAACUGAACCCUUUCAGCUGUACUUUGCCCAGUCCAAUUUAGAGCUUCCUACAAUCAGUUCUGCUGGUGGUAGUCAAAACUGUCGAUCACCAUGCACACAGAGCUCACUACCUCCUCCCAGAAGAACAAGUUCAGGCUCUACUCAGGCUUCAUCAAUCAGAGUCGUAGACCUGACCUUGUCAAUCUCCACUCCUACAGAAGCAGCAGCUGGUGGCUCAGAGCCAUCCAGCAGAGCCAGCACCUCGGGUAUUUUUAGAAGCAAAGAAGUGUGUUAA
Molecule: messenger RNA, 2721 nt
Organism: Acanthisitta chloris (rifleman)
Lineage: Eukaryota; Metazoa; Chordata; Aves; Passeriformes; Acanthisittidae
Gene: CCDC39
Product: coiled-coil domain containing 39
Exons: 19
Coding region: 1-2721 (906 amino acids)
Biological process (GO): cilium-dependent cell motility; inner dynein arm assembly; cilium movement
Cellular component (GO): axoneme
Source: RefSeq, a predicted model, not a curated record